AUUGUGACGUGAAAUGUAACUCCACAAACUGGUUUGAAGCUUUCAAAACAGAGGUGUGCAUCUGCCGACUUAAAAUCAAUUUGUCGGGGAAAGUCUGAUCGUCAACAAUGCUACUCGUAAAGAAAAACUUACUCAAUCGUCUUAUCCAGUGCAAGUGCCUCCAAAUUAUAUUCAUUUUGAGUAGCGUAUUUCGGAACGCCAGCUCAAAAACGUUCAUAUUUGAGUCCGAGGAUUCGCAUACUGUAGGAACUCUAAACCUGCGUAGCCCUGAGGCUGGGGCCGUGUCUCGAUCUGAAGCUAGCGGCAGAAAUGCCGUGCACUUACUACAGGGCCAGUACUUAGAAUACAAUUUCUGUUUACUCAAAGAUACAACAGUCCACGUUUCGAACAUUAGAUUUUCCAAUGAUGGGCCCCAUGAUGAGUAUGCGGUUGAAAUGGAUGGAAACAUGGUUGGGGAAUAUCUAACAGGAACUCAGACUGGUAGUGGAAACGCUUGGAACAAUUACCAUUCCAGUGGUCCUGUGGGUAAGGGCAUGUUGCUCGGAGCAGGUAAUCAUAAAAUCAAAUUAAUGGUUGCCGUGUCGGACCAGUGGGGAGCCGAGGUCGAUUUCAUUACGGUGGACGUGGAAGACCAGAGUUUGGACGAAUUGGGAUUCUAUUGUGACAUGUUCUGUUUUGACGACAUCACUUUCAAAGAAGGACCUAAAAUAGACAGCAUACCCAGUUCAAGAUUUGAACAAAAGAGCUUCAAAACAUCUUGUUCCGAAGAAGCAAACAUCAAAGUCGCAGUAUACAACGACUUAGUCAACACAUUCCGCCUCACAGCCUCAACUCCACGAUACAAAACAUUUUCCAAUAACCGACUUCCUAAUCACCAUGGCUGCAAUUUCGGUCGUCCGUCAUUGAAUCUUUCUAAUAUAACAGUUGAUGCAUAUGGGAAAAAUAUCGAGAAAAACAGAAUCAAAAUUGAAUUUGCAGGAUCUCCAAACUACAUCAUAAUGUCAAUAACAUUUCUUCAGUCCAAACUGUCUUUGACGAGAGGCGUAGAUGAAAAUAACGUGGGCACCGAUUUGGCUGUAAAAUUUAGAGCGCAAGGUUCGCCAUUCAGUAUGGAUGUUUCAUACCUGGGAGAUUCUCGUCGGUACAUUGGGUUUGAUAGGCUUAUAAUUGACCCUAAAAAUGCGACAGUGCAUACUUGGAAAAUUCCGGAUUAUUCGUGGAGUUUAAAACAAGAAAAUAUUCUUCGGCUGGGAUUUUCAUCAUCAGAAGUCGUUGAAGCAGUCAUCGAGUCUAUAACACUGAACAAGCGGGAGACGGUACACAACAAAACAGUCCUCUUCAAAGAUAACAAAUACAUCAUUGAAGGGACAGACAUCGAUUUUUGGUAUAUGGGAGAAAAUACAAUGACAGUUAGAAGCAAAUAUACCAAAGAGGAAUUUAAUAAUAUGGAUCUGAUUCAAGUAUAUGCUAAAUUGCCUUGGGGCAGUGGAUUUUCCCAAGUCUUCACUUUAUACCACGACGGAUUGGCAAGCUUACUCCCUAUUACUCCACACGGUCUCGACUGGAUACCAUUUGGAACAAGUAUUGUCAUUGGGCCAAAUAAUGGCAGUGAACCUCGUCCGACCUCGCCAAUCCAUAAGAUAGAGCUAGAUUCCAUUAACAUGAAAUUUGAUAUAGAAUUUGUUCAUGGAGACCGCGCGUCCCUUUACAUCGAUGCAAUGCAUUUUGAAACCAUCCUUACCGUGAAAUACGAUGAAAUUAUGCAUGACAGGAAGAUAUACCCAUUAAUGACGCUAUCAUCAAUGUGGAUAUCGAAUGGGAAUAGCCUUGUUGAUCACGUGUCUGUGAAUGGCGAUACACCGAGAAGCAUAAUUUCAGAUUGGAAAAAUAUGUACGGUUUAACGGCCAUGUUCUACCGGAAAUGCAUCUCCAGCUAUCAUACGAUGAGCCCUGAUCUUAAAUUAGAGGCAAUCGAUGAAGACAAAACCAUAAUAUGAAAAUAAUUUCAUGAUUGUACAUGUACUUUUUCAAAUGUUUUUAAGUUGCAGAACACUCAACGUGUGCAAAUCAAAACUGAAAGUAUAGUAUAUCUGUUACAUAUAUACAUGUAUGUGUGUUAGUAUCUGAUACACGUGUGUUAACUGAUGAAUGUACUGAAUAUUGCUUUAUUAUUAAAAAUCACAGCUAUUGUAA
Molecule: messenger RNA, 2193 nt
Organism: Ostrea edulis (European flat oyster)
Lineage: Eukaryota; Metazoa; Mollusca; Bivalvia; Ostreida; Ostreidae
Exons: 2
Coding region: 108-1997 (629 amino acids)
Source: RefSeq, a predicted model, not a curated record